Erpetoichthys calabaricus (reedfish) is the source of this 3474-nucleotide messenger RNA. It is a transcript of the gene lsr, whose product is annotated as lipolysis stimulated lipoprotein receptor. The coding region runs from base 184 to 2022 and encodes 612 amino acids. The record is from RefSeq and is a predicted model, not a curated record. NCBI's taxonomy places the organism in Eukaryota, Metazoa, Chordata, Cladistia, Polypteriformes, Polypteridae. Gene Ontology annotation, cellular component: tricellular tight junction; plasma membrane. Gene Ontology annotation, biological process: establishment of blood-brain barrier; tricellular tight junction assembly. The transcript is spliced from 11 exons.
CCGUUCGCUCUCUGAGUCAUUCAGCGACUCUCGACGAAACUGUGCCAAUGGAAAACGACCGGAGAGUGUGACGCUAAAAACAAAAGAAAACAAAACAAAACUAACAGAUCGAGGGUCCAACUUUAGGUGAAGAGAGCCCACUCGGGGUGCCCGCGCCGCUGCUGUCCACAAUCGGCGAGACGAAUGGAGAGAAUGCGGCGGGCGCACGGCACGAUGUUUCGCCUUUUCCUGCUUAUCGUACCUUUUCUAGGUAUGUCCUUUGGGAUAUCAGUGACAUGUCCCGUCAGGAACUACGUGACCAUCUUGUUCCAGCCUGUGGUGCUGAAAUGCAACUACCAGACGUCGUCCAGCGUUCCACCCACAAUCACCUGGCGCUACAAGUCCUUCUGCGAAGACCCCGUGACGGCCGCCUUGAGCCCCAACAGUGCCAGUAAUCAGAUUGCUCAGGUCAACCCCAACUACAACCCAGUGACCGACUGCCCGGACAGCAGCAGGACCAUCCGUAUUGUGGCGUCCAAACAGGGCCCCUCUGUCACCCUCGGGAACUUCUACCAGGGCCGGCAGAUCACCAUCGUCAAUGAUGCCGACCUGAGUAUCGACCGCACCGCUUGGGGCGACGGAGGAGUCUACUACUGCUCAGUGAUCUCAUCUCAGGACCUGGGGGGCACCAGUGAGGACUACACACAGCUGAUUGUGCUCGGGAAGACGUCAAACUCCACAGACCUGUUGCCAGGCAUUGAUAUAGCGGGCAUAGCAGACUGGCUGCUGGUGGUCCUCGUCAUAAUGGGAGCUCUCCUGUUUUUGCUGCUCAUUGGCAUCUGCUGGUGCCAGUGCUGUCCACACACCUGCUGCUGUUAUGUCAGCUGUCCUUGCUGCCCAGAGAAGUGCUGCUGCCCUCGCGCCCUGUAUGAAGCUGGUAAGGCUGCCACGUCAGGGGUGCCCUCUGUUUAUGCCCCCAGCGUUUAUGCCCCCAGUAUGUACUCUCACCCAAGUCAAGUGAAGCUGAUGCCUCAAGGAGCCAGCAUUCCUAUGAUGCCCAUCGGCCCAGGCUACAAUGGAUACAUACCAGAAUAUGACGGUGCCAGCUCAGUGGGCCAUGGCUCCCAAGUGCCGCUUCUUCAUGAUCAGGAUGCUAAUUCAGUGCGUAGCGGUUACCGAAUUCAGGCAAACCAAGCCGAUGAUUCAAUGAGGGUCCUUUACUACAUGGAGAAGGAACUAACUAAUUUCGACCCGACGCGUCCUGGUGAUACAAGUGGGAAAUUUGAAAAAUUGACUGGAAUGAGUGAAAUUAGCUCGCUUCAUGAGAACUCUGAUCCAAGAGGAAACCUGCGGAAUGGAAUGGGCCGAGUACGAAACCAAGCAAUGCCACCCAUCACGGACGUGGAAGAUGACAUGAGCGUUUUCAGUAGCGCGUCUCGUCACGCGAACCCUCGUUUCCGUGAUGAUGCCAGUGGUCGUGGUGGGCGGGAUCAAGGUUAUCCGCCUAGUCGAGGACGGGCUCACUCCAUGGAUGACCUGGAUGAUCUUGAUCGCAAUUAUCGGGGUGGGCCUUCAAGGGAAGGCCACAGAAGACGCGGCUCUGAUAAUGAAUGGCGCGGACGGGAUUAUGAUGACGACCGCAGACGACAUGAUUACUCUCCGGAGAGCUAUCGUCGAGGCAAUGGUGACUACUAUGAGAGACGCAGCCGUAGUCGGGAUGACCUGAGAGAUCUGGAAAGGCAGCGCGAUUCUCCUGCCAGGCGUGGCGGGUACGAUGACACUUUCCUACAAGAUGUCCUGAGGAAGAAACAAGAGCGCUCUGGAAGCCGCGAGAACUUGGAUAACGCUAGCGACAACACUUACCGAUCCGGAGGGAACCGUCGGGGUGCCGACCGCCACAGAGACACUGACGAUGAAAGCUUUCCUCCGCCUCCCCCACCGGCAUACUCUGAUGUGGAGUCCAUUCCUUCCUCAAAGAGUCGUGGAAUUAAGACAAACUUGCGCAAGAACGGAGCGGUGAGCAGGGAGAGUCUCGUCGUGUGAUUUGUUUUCCUGUCACCCCAUGCAAGGAUAACUGGCUUUGGACUGCUGUAUGUUUAGGAUUGGUGACCAUCGUCCUGUCCAACUCUUAAGUGGUCUGCUAGAUGUGCGAACUGUUAAUACAAUGAGGCCUGAAUACACCCAGGGUUCUGGAAGAGCAGUGGAGUUAAGACUACACUGAAACGUCUGCUCCACCUCUGAGGAGACCAGUCUGUCGCUGUGAGGCGUGUUACGUCGAUUCACAACAUGUCCUCUCUCGUGGGUUUUUUUUUUUUUUUUUACGAGGCCGAUGGUCAUCAUAAUUGUCAGAAUAGUUUCAGGACAUUUCAUUGUACAUAAGACGACUCUUCACUUUGUAAAUUAGCCCGGAGUUGACUCUCUGCCUCGCGUUUACGUUCCAUUUCCUUCUUUGUACGGUGAGUACAUGGCCCGCCCUUCCUUCUUACGUAUUUUCUUUUAGACACACAUGUCUGGAUGCAGUCCACGUGAAACUCCUUCAAUAUUUGACCUUUGCAGAAUGCGUCUGGACGUCAAAUUCCCCAGUUAGGCUCGUUUAGAAGAGCCGUCCUGUUAUAACAACUCGUCCAAUCAGGCCUGAGGACCGCCAUACGUCAGUCAACGUGUCUUUAGUUUUGACUGUUUGUACCUUGGAGGUUCUGCUAGAUGGAAAAACCUUUUUGUGUGAUGACUGCCAUCUUUAAUCGUACCUUAAAGAUGAGUUGUGUAGAAAAACAAAUUAGUGCGUGGCUGGGAUUAUUUUUUGGGACAUCCUGCCUUGAACAGAUGAAUGAUAAAAAGAGAGACGUGUGUACAACCCUAAUGUUUGACCCCCACUUUUAACUCUUUGUGUGCAGACAUGGCUGUGCCAAUGUCGAUUGUCCCUGUGACGUUGGUGAACGACAGCCAUUUCAGUCAAUGUAAAUGUGUGAGCCCGCUUGGCCUUUACGAAUGAUUUUGUGGAUGUGUUUGUAAAAUAAAUUUAAUGUUCAAAUGUGUACAGAAGAAAAAAAAUGUUAAAAAAAAUUGAAUCUGAGCUGUGGGAGGAGUGCCUUUAAUAUUUAAAGUUUGCGUAGUCGUUUUUUAGUUUUUGUAUGAGAAUAUUUCAUCAAGAGAAUGGAGGCAGUGUAGGAGUGUUUUAUCUCUCUUUUUAAUUACGACUGUAAAUAAUUUUGUGUAAAUCUUGAGAGGCGCCCUGUCCUUGCUGUGUCGGCCUCCUCCUUAGUAGACCCUGUGACUCCAUCGUCCUCGCCUGCGUUGUCACUUGAAUGAUGAUGAGCUUUGGCGUUGCCGACGUCCGUUUUCAUUUGUGUCGUGCGUCUCCUCCUCCAGAGUUUCGUAAAGCACAUGUGAUGUAAGACGUGAGGUGCCUGCCUCCCUUCACACUCGAUCACUGGCUAUGAAUGACAUGCGUUUCCUUUUUUUCAAUUUGAAUUAAACUUUUUUAGGAAGCUUCAA